Messenger RNA from Anopheles marshallii, 246 nucleotides. RefSeq lists its product as uncharacterized. The transcript is spliced from 3 exons. The coding region runs from base 1 to 246 and encodes 81 amino acids. NCBI's taxonomy places the organism in Eukaryota, Metazoa, Arthropoda, Insecta, Diptera, Culicidae. The record is from RefSeq and is a predicted model, not a curated record.
AUGAAGCAAGUGUGCAUUCUUCUAGCUGUGCUGCUCUGCAUGGCAGCCGUCGCGGACGCCAUAAGCAAUAUACGUGUCUAUGCGACAACGUGUGAGAAAUGUAAAAGCAUCGGAGCGGUGAAGUGUGGCAAUGGAUAUUUAAAGUUGGUCUCGUGCGUUGGACAGACUGCCAUUAAUAACUGUGGAAGCUGUACUGGGAGACAGGGUCGGUGUUCGAACUUUAUCUCUUCGCAAUGCUUCUUGUGA